Trichoderma gamsii is the source of this 2199-nucleotide messenger RNA. RefSeq lists its product as hypothetical. Gene Ontology annotation, molecular function: ATP hydrolysis activity; mismatched DNA binding; ATP-dependent DNA damage sensor activity. Gene Ontology annotation, cellular component: MutLalpha complex. Gene Ontology annotation, biological process: mismatch repair. The record is from RefSeq and is a predicted model, not a curated record. The coding region runs from base 1 to 2199 and encodes 732 amino acids. NCBI's taxonomy places the organism in Eukaryota, Fungi, Ascomycota, Sordariomycetes, Hypocreales, Hypocreaceae. The transcript is spliced from 3 exons.
AUGGAAAUUGACAGCGCCCCGAGCGGGACCAAGAGAAAGGCGGAGGAAGAACACGAGGCUCAGAAGCCUGCGCGAAGAAUUAGGGCUCUUGACCCUGAUGUGGUCAACAAGAUUGCCGCCGGCGAGAUUAUCGUGGCUCCUGUUCAUGCGCUCAAAGAGUUGGUUGAAAAUGCUGUGGAUGCAGGCUCAACGUCCCUUGAGAUUCUGGUUAAAGAUGGGGGCCUGAAAAUGCUUCAAAUCACAGAUAACGGUGGCGGGAUUGAGAAAGAAGACCUAGAAAUUUUAUGUGUGCGCCAUACAACAUCCAAAAUCUCGACGUUUGAAGACUUGUCAUCUAUCGCCACCUAUGGAUUCCGCGGCGAGGCCCUGGCCAGUAUUAGCCACAUUGCUCAUCUUACGGUAACGACGAAGACCAAGGACUCGCCUAUCGCUUGGCGUGCGCAUUACCUGGAUGGAAAGCUGGUUCCUGCGAAGCCAGGGCAAUCUGCCGAACCCAAAGGAGUUGCUGGGCGUCAGGGCACCCAAAUUACAGUGGAAGAUUUGUUCUUCAAUGUGCCAACUCGUCGGAGGGCAUUUCGAUCCUAUGCCGACGAGUUCAACAAGAUUAUUGACAUGGCCGGCCGAUAUGCGAUUCAUUGUAAAGGUGUUGGCUUUACUUGCAAAAAAGCGGGCGAGGCCUCCAACGCUCUCUCUGUCCAAAUGCAGGCAACAGUGAUAGACCGCAUCCGUCAGAUCCAUGGCAGCAACGUCGCCAAUGAGCUCAUAGAGCUAUCUGUUUCUGAUGACCGAUGGGGUUUCUCUGCCAACGGGUAUGUGACAAAUGCCAAUUAUCACAUCAAGAAGACGACAUUGCUCUUGUUUAUCAACCACCGUUGCGUUGAAUCAACCACCAUGAAAAAGGCAUUAGAACAAACAUAUUCCGUCUUCCUGCCCAAGGGCGGCCACCCUUUCAUCUAUCUUAGCCUGGAAAUCGAUCCGGCCAGGGUAGAUGUCAAUGUUCACCCUACCAAGCGGGAGGUUCAUUUCCUCAACGAAGAGGAGGUGAUCCAAGCUAUCUGCCAGAAAAUUGAGUUGGAGCUCGCUACUGUGGACACGAGUCGAACAUUUAUGACGCAGACGUUACUACCGGGAGCCAAACCUGUUGAGUCUUUGGAUGAAGAUGACAGCGAUGCCACUCCCAAGUUUACUACGCCCGCUCUUAGAAAGAUACGGCGAAACUCGAAUGACCUUAUCCGAACAGAUAAAUCUCAGGGGAAAAUAACGGCUUUGUUUUCGCCGGCGGGAACUGUUGACAAAACUGGCUCUCCCGCUAGAGCUCUAGAAGAUGAAGCAUGGGCUAUCCCAGAGCCAGUCAAGUACGAAACAACGGAUCGUGAGCAGGUACAAUGCCGCCUUAAGAGUGUCAAGGAACUACGCCAACAAGUUCGCGACGAGAUUCACCACGAGCUAACGGAGAUUAUUGCUUCUCACACGUUUGUCGGUGUAGUUGACGAAGGACGGCGACUGGCUGCCAUUCAGGGAGGCGUAAAACUGUAUUUGAUAGACUAUGGGCACACGUGCUUUGAGUACUUUUAUCAGCUCGGCCUCACGGAUUUCGGUAACUUUGGCGUUAUCAAUUUCAGCCCGCCUCUGGACCUGCGAGAAAUUCUCAAAAUCGGGGCCGAAGUCGAAAAGGAGGCCAUGGGAGCCACCGACGACGAACUCAAUGUCGACUCGUUAGUCGCAAAAGUAGCGGAUCGGCUCAUUGAACGAAGAGAAAUGCUCCAAGCGUACUUUUCUCUCGAAAUUACCCCCACAGGCGAGUUGGUAUCCAUCCCGCUCCUCGUCAAAGGCUAUACGCCAUCCCUGGGCAAGCUUCCACGGUUUCUCAUCCGUCUUGGACCUCAUGUCAGCUGGGACGAUGAAAAAGAGUGCUUUCAGACUUUUAUCACUGAGUUGGCAACGUUUUAUGUCCCGGAGGCACUGCCCACAUCUCCCGAGGGAAAAGAUGAAAGCGGAGAUAAAGCAGAACACGGAGAUGAUGACGACGCGACCCUCGAAGAAGUGAGGACGAGAAGGCAGCACGUCAGGUGGGCUGUCGAGCACAUCUUCUUUCCGGCGUUUAGGUCACGGCUGGUAGCGACGAAGAGGCUCAUGGACGGAGCUGUGUUGGAGGUGGCUAGUUUGAAGGGACUCUAUAGGGUUUUUGAGCGGUGUUGA